AGACAGCUGGUUUGACCUAGAAAGAGACGAGCUGAAGAAUUGAGCUGCAAGAAUACGUUGUCCCUGUGAGACAGAAACAAUCAGUAAUGUCGAAGCUGGUUUGCCCUCUGAUUCUCCUAUGUUUACUACCAGCUGUGGUUCCCCUCUUCUGUUACACCUGUGUGUUCCCUGCCAUCUCACCUCUGGACUGUAUCAGAUUCCCUCUGAGGUGUCCGCCUGGGCAGGUCUGUCUGUCCAGCAGAGCUGUGGGUGAGAAAGGAGACUUCCGUGUGGUGCUGUACGAGAAAAGCUGCAUCCUGCCUUCCCUGUGUGGAGUCACGGGUGAAAAAUACACCAUGGGCCUAAACUUCACCUUCACCAAUGAAUGCUGCAACACACAUCUGUGCAACAGAGCUGCUACACCCACUACCUCCUACUGGACUGCCACAUUGCUCACACUACUUAUUUCAUACUCAGUUUGGUGAAUAAAGCAAUGGAGAGAACUAUUUUGAUACACAUGAAGCAAGUUGCUUUUCCUGCCCUCUAAUGGCCUGGCAUUAUAGUUAACUUCCUUUCAGUAACCUUGCACUAAUCUGUGCUUUCUUUUACAUCAAGUGUGAGAUGGAAAAAUAAUAUUUUUCUCUGAUUAUUGCAAACUCACCGAGCUGCAGGGGAGAGAGUGGGGAGGAGUGUUUAGUUUGUCCCGAUGAUUUAGUAAUUUUAUGCAGACUUUGUCAAAUAAACAACCUCUAUCCAAUCAUCAGUCAACUUUGUCUAAGAAGGCAUGAAAACAGUUUUUGCUCCCAUUUUUCACAAGUUGAAGUAAAAGAUUCAAGACUGUUUUUAAACACACCAAAAAAAUCAUUUCUCUCUGAUUUUGAAUACAAAUUUGGUCAAAUCCAUGUCAGUGAGCCCUUCUUUACCAAAUUAAUACAUCCACCCGACAGGUGUGGCAUAUCAAGAUGCUGAGUAGAAAACAUUAUCAAUGCACAAGUGUUCUUUGAGCUGAUCACAAUAAAAGGCGACUCUAAAAUGUGGCGUUUAAUUACACAAUGUCACAGAGGUUGCAGGUCUUGAGCAAGUAGCACGUUAACUUCAGGAAUGUCCACCAGAGCUCUAGCUGUAGAGCUGUAACCCGUGAACUGAACGUUGCAACAUCUGUGGCGUUGUGUUGCAUGAUAAAACUGCACAUUUGGACAUCAGAUGUUCACUCAUCACGUUGAGUCAUUUUAUUUGUGUUGAAAGAAUUGCAUAUGAAAGUAUAUGUUGGGCCAAUUGUUUGUUGUAUGUGUGUUUUGUAUUAUGCUCAUGUCAAAAUUAUACUAAUUUACUAUAAUGCAGUCUAUCAGCAACGCAUUUUCUUUAACCCCCUUUUUUUUUUUUUACAGCAGGUACUCUGAGUUAUAACAAGAGAAGCACCAGUGUUACAUACAACAUUAGUUAUAGUUCUGUUCAGAUGAUAAUGCACUAAACAAUAAAGAGAUAUCGACACACUUGCUGUUUUGCUCAUUAAAUUUCUUGAGCUAGGAUAAAAACAACAAUACACUUGUUAAAACCAGGGCAGCUU
Messenger RNA from Acanthopagrus latus (yellowfin seabream), 1546 nucleotides. RefSeq names its product sperm acrosome membrane-associated protein 4-like. The transcript is spliced from 3 exons. NCBI's taxonomy places the organism in Eukaryota, Metazoa, Chordata, Actinopteri, Spariformes, Sparidae. The record is from RefSeq and is a predicted model, not a curated record. Bases 87 to 464 code for a protein of 125 amino acids.